Messenger RNA from Dichomitus squalens LYAD-421 SS1, 888 nucleotides. Its product is annotated as general stress protein 39. The record is from RefSeq and is a predicted model, not a curated record. The coding region runs from base 1 to 888 and encodes 295 amino acids. The transcript has 3 exons. Gene Ontology annotation, molecular function: oxidoreductase activity. NCBI's taxonomy places the organism in Eukaryota, Fungi, Basidiomycota, Agaricomycetes, Polyporales, Polyporaceae.
AUGAGCCAACACGACGGGCAAACAUUGAAGCAAAGAAUCCCAGCACAGACCCAGGACCUCCCUGGGCUGCAAAAGUCGAUGACUCCCGAGCCGUUCAGCACGAGUCUCGAGACUCCGGCAGGACCCAGGCCCUAUAUCGGCUCUGGAAAGUUGAAGGAUAGGAAGGCAGUCAUAACCGGUGGAGACUCUGGCGUCGGUCGAGCGGUCGCCAUCCUCUUCGCGCGCGAGGGAGCAGAUGUGACCAUCGUCCAUCUUUCGCAAGAGCAGCCUGACGCAGACGAGACCGUUCGUGCGGUGGAGUAUGAGGGGCGCAAAUGUCUCUCCAUCGCGUUCGAUCUCGAAGACUUCAAGAACGUGAAGUCAAUUAUCGACCGGCACGUCGCCGAGUUCGAGCGUGUAGAUGUUCUGGUGAACAACGCGAGCCAACAGCGGCUGACGGAGGACUUUGCGGAGAUCGACUUGGAUUCCGUCGAGCAGGUGUUCAAGACGAACGUCCUGCAGAUGUUUGCGCUGACGAAGUUCGCGCUCUCGCACAUGCCGAAGGGGUCGAGCAUCAUCAACACGACGAGCGUGACGACGUUCAGGGGGAGCGCGUCGUUCCCCGACUACGUCGCGACGAAGGGCGCCAUUGUCGGAUUCACGCGCUCGUUGGCCAAGGAUCUAGUGAAGAAGGGGAUUCGCGUCAACGCCGUUGCUCCGGGCCCUGUCCACACUCCGCUCCAGCCCGCAUCGCGGCCUCCAGAACAACUGGAAGGCUUCGACGAAAAGUCCCAAAUUGGUCGGCCUGGGCAGCCUGCAGAAAUUGCACCAAGCUAUGUCUUCCUCGCCAGCACCGACUCGGAGCUUUACUACGGUCAAAUCCUCCAUCCUUAUCCACUCGGUGACUGA